GUGCAGAGAUUUGGCCUUAAUCUUCUCUCUUUCCUGGAGCUGCGCUUUGCCUGAAGUGCAAAGAGCCCCAUUCAUGAAUUGAUCUCCUGGCUCCUGCAUGGCCAAUGGGGACUCGAGCUGCCACAACGCAGGAAGAUGGCUUGAUGAUGCUGCUGAUGCUGGCGGUGAUCCCGAUGGUGUGAGCUGGAAAUGGGGUGCUACGUCAUCGUUGUCAUCGUCAUCAUCAUCAUCCGAGCAGCCACCAGAUAGCUUGCACCCACGCUGGGCUGGGCACAGGACUGGCUGUUUGUCAUAGUUUGUCUUUCGACCUCAUGGCAGCCCUUUAAGGUAAGUAUCAUCAUCCCCAUUUUACAGAUGAGGAAACUGAAGCUCAGAAAGAAUCAGUAACUGGCCUAGGGUCACACUACCACUAAAUGUGUAUGCAUAUGAAACUCAGAGUCUUCAGGGCACUGGCUGGCAGUCUGGUGGUCCCACAUCCCUCACCCACCAUAUGUGGCCUCUCAGGGUUUGGCUAGUACAUUAGCAUCGUACCGCAGGAGAAGCCCAGCUUUUGCAUCACUGUGAGGGAACAGGCAAGGCUGGCCGGUAUGGAUGGAGAUGCGUGUGUUGGGUGGGGACCGAGCACAGAGCAGCCCUGGCCAUGGUACGUGUUGCACACACCCAUUUCCAACCCAUCAUCCCUGCCCCAUCAGAGGCAGGAGGGAGGUAAGAGGAUGGGCAGGCCUAGGGAAGGGCAGCUGUUCCAGCAGGGGCCUGACAGUCAUGUGCUGGUAUCUUCAGGGGACUGAGCUUAGGGACAAAGUCAUCUCCCAUUCCAUCUAGUUUUAAGCUGCUGUCAGGUUGACCUGUCUAAGAUGCAUGUCACUCCCUUCCUGGAAAGCCUGCCAUGGCUCUCUGUUCCCCUAGAGUAAAAGCCAAUCUUACCUGCCCAGCAUCAGCUACCCAUGUUCUCUGGCUCCCCCAUCCUUGUGCUUCAUGUGGUGCAUUUCACCUGGAGCUCUAGACACAUGCAGCUUCUUCCCCUUCCCCAUAAAUGUCCUGGACAUUUUUCCUUGUACCUUUACUCAUGAUGCACUCUCAACGUGUGGCACCCUCCUUGUUAUUUUGUUUGGCUAAACUGUGCUCAUCUUUCAAAGCUGCAGCUGAAGUACUGGCUCCUCCAUGCCAUCUUCCUGGAUCUUUGAGGUCCUCCAGCCUCUCAUUUCCCACACCUUGCAGCCUUCCCUGUUGAACUCCCUCAGCCUCUCUCUGUUCCACUCGUCUAGCACUCACCAUUCCCCAUUAUUCUUUUAUCUCCCACACAGGCCAUGUCUCCUUAAGGCAUGCGUUUUAUGUGAUUUGUUUUUUUGCUGAUUUGUUUUGGUCCUGGACUAUGCUUUGCAGACAGUUGGCACUUAACACCUAACUGUUGACUAAACAGGCCAUGCUAGAGCAACAAGGGACUGCUCUUGAAAUUUGAGGAUGUGGUUAUAGUCCUGGCUCUGCCAUUCCUGGCUGGCCAACCUGCUUCUCUCCAGGCCUCAGUUUCCUCAUUUGUAAAAUGAGAGAGCUGGAUUUUAUGGGUGGCUCUCCAUGUCUAGUAUAUGGAAGAACUACUUGGGGAGCUUGUUUAAAAUGUGUAUUUCUGGACACCUAGGAGUCAUAAUCUGAAGGAAUGAGUGGACCUGCGUAUCUGUAUAAUUCACACACACCCAGAGGUUUCUAAUUCAGUUGGUUCUCAGACUACCCUUUGAGCGAUUCUGUUUCAGGUCGACUUUGGGGAAAGGCCUUUCUGAUUCUAAGGGGCUGGUACAGCAAUGAAGGGAAGCAGAGGUUAUGGGGCAGUGCCCAUAAUGGGUGGGGCAGGGGCCAUUAACGGUAUCAUCACCAUCACCAUAAUCAUCAUUUUCAUCGUGAUCAUCUUCUUCAUUUUAUUUUUCUUCAUUGUCAUCAUCAUCAUCACCAUAAUCAUUACCACCAUCAUCAUCAUCACCAUCAUUACCACCAUCGUCAUUACCACCAACAUCGUCACCAUCAUCACCAUCACUAUCAUCACCAUCACCAUCAUCAUUAUCAUUAGCAUCACCACCGUCACCACGACCACCAUCACCAUCAUAACCAUCCUUACCACCACCAUCCUCAUCACCAUCAGCCUCCCCACCAUUACCAUCAUCAUCAACCCCUUCAUCAUCAUUACCAUCAUCAUCAUUAGCGUCAUGAUAAUCUUCAUCAUCCUCUUCAUCAUCGUCAUUAUCACAAUUACCAUUGUCACCACCACGUUACCAUCAUCAUCCUCUUCAUCAUUGCCAUCAUCAUCCUUACCAUCCUGAUCAUCAUUUUCAUCAUCGUAACCAUCACCAUUAUCUCCACUACAAUCACCAUCAGUACCAUCAUCAUUGUUGUCAUCCUUUUAUCUUCAUGGUCACAAUCACUAUCACUAUCUCCACCACCAGCAAAGCCACUACUGCUCCUCAGUGCUCAUGAGGGGAGGGCCAGUGCCAACAGCUUUGUGGGCACUAUCUCCUUUAAUCUUCUCAGGAGCCUUGUGAGGUAGGUCCUGAGAGGGCAGGAGGCAGGUUUUAGAGGGGUGCCUGACCUUGCCCUGGAGCAGACCCCUAGCUGCAGUCUGCAGUGGUCCCAGCUCCCGAGCCAUCCUGCUGUUGGAGUGAGCCUAUACCUUCUCUGGCGAGCCUGGGGAGGGCAAACAGUUUUGCCCUCAACUUCCCUCCCUUCAUUCAACACAUCUCUAUUACAGCCCUGCCUUCUGCCAGACACCAGGCUUGAAUUUGAUCCAGGCCAACAUUUUUUUUCAUGUUCACAAAACAAAGAUUUUAUUUUUUCUUAUCCCCAACCUCUUCCUCCCUAAUCUAAACUCAUGUGAAAAUAGCAUGCGUAGCUGAGCCUCGGGCCAAUUUGUGUCUUUGUACUCAGUGCACACACUCUAUCUUUCACACCACAAACAGCUUUGCUCAGGAAAAUAUGUUUUCUCUCUGCAAAACUGCCAUUUUCGGGCAACACAUAGAAGGCAAAAAGAAACUAUUUCACUUUUUCUUCCCCUGGAAAAACCCACCAAGAUGUUGUUUUCCUUUGCUUUUUCUGGAGGGGAGAUAUUUUUGACAGCUUUCUUCCCUAAUCUGGCUCUCAGCCCUGCGUCUGGUGCCAAUUUGUAAAAGAAGCAGAAGAAAAACUAGAUGAGCAAAGGCAAGAUUCUCCCAGAGGGGCAGUAGCACCCUAGAAUUCAGGAGUAGUAAGAGACCUCUGUGGCAAACCUGUUGC
Molecule: messenger RNA, 3255 nt
Organism: Symphalangus syndactylus (siamang)
Lineage: Eukaryota; Metazoa; Chordata; Mammalia; Primates; Hylobatidae
Source: RefSeq, a predicted model, not a curated record